AUGGUUCAAGUUGAUAUAGUGAAGGAAAAAGUACUUGGGUACUUACAAACCUGGUAUGGUGCUCUUAUUGGUCUUUAUGUUUUAUAUAGUGUACUUAUGAGGAUUAGCCAACAUCAAAAGGCUAAAAAACUUGGAUGUAAACCAAUUAGAGUUGUCAAGUCCGAUGGGUUUUAUGGAUUUAAAUUAAUGCGAGAAGUGAUGAAAUUGAAAAGUGAAGGUAAAAUGGUUGAUUAUAAUAAUGAACGAUUUAUUGAAUUUCAAGCUGAUACUUUUUUAACCUAUGUUGCUGGUAGAAAAUUUAUUACUACUAGAGAUCCCGAAAAUAUUAAAGCAGUUUUAGCUACUCAAUUUAAUGAUUUUUGUUUGGGAAUCAGACAUGCUCAGUUCUUACCAUUAUUAGGAGAUGGAAUUUUCACUCUUGAUGGUGAAGGAUGGAAACAUUCUAGAGCAAUGUUGAGACCCCAAUUUGCUAGAGAACAAGUUGCUCAUGUUAAAUCAUUAGAACCUCAUAUUCAAGUUUUGGCUAGACAUAUUCAAAAAUAUCCAAAUGGGGGUAAAUUUGAUAUUCAAGAAUUAUUUUUCAGAUUGACUGUUGAUUCAGCAACGGAAUUCUUAUUUGGUCAAUCAGUGGAAAGUUUAAAAGAUGAAACUGUUUAUGAUAUAAGUAAAUUACCAGAAGAAUUUGAAGGUAAACGUCAAUUUGCUUAUGCUUUUAAUACUUCUCAAAAUUAUCUUGCCACUAGAGCCAUUUCUUCUGAAUUUUACUUUUUGAUUAACAAUAAAGAAUUUAAAGAAUGUAAUGCUAUUGUUCAUAAAUUUGCUGAUUUUUAUGUUAGAAAAGCUUUGGAAGCUCUGCCAGAAGAACUUGCUGAAAAAUCAAGAGGUGGUUAUAUCUUUUUAUAUGAACUUGUUCAACAAACAAGAGAUCCAAUUGUUUUAAGAGAUCAAUUACUUAAUAUUCUUUUGGCUGGUAGAGAUACUACUGCAGGUUUACUUUCAUUUACCUUUUUUGAAUUAUCAAGAAAUCCUCAAAUUUGGUCAAAAUUGAAGGAAGAGAUUUAUGAGAAAUUUGGUUCUGGUGAAGAUUCAAGAAUUGAGGAAAUUACUUUCGAAUCAUUGAAAAAAUGUGAUUAUUUGAAAGCUGUUCUCAAUGAAGUUUUAAGAUUAUACCCUUCAGUUCCCCAAAAUUUCCGUAUCGCUACUAAAGAUACUUCAUUACCAAAAGGUGGGGGACCUGAUGGUCAAUCUCCAAUUUUUGUUUCUAAAGGUCAGUUACUUUCUUAUUCAGUUAAUGCAACCCAUCAUAACACCGCUUUCUACGGUAAAGAUGCAAAUGAUUUUAGACCUGAACGUUGGUUUGAACCAGAAACAAGAAAAUUGGGUUGGGCUUUCUUACCUUUUAAUGGUGGUCCUCGUAUUUGUUUAGGUCAACAAUUUGCUUUAACUGAAGCUAGUUAUGUGGUUACAAGAUUGCUCCAAAUGUUCCCAAAUAUCAUCUCUUACGAUGAUGAAUAUCCCCCAAGAAAGAACUCCCAAUUAACAAUGUGCCACCAAAAUGGGGUUUUCAUUGGUUUAGAUUAA
Hyphopichia burtonii NRRL Y-1933 is the source of this 1581-nucleotide messenger RNA. RefSeq names its product Alk2p (gene ALK2). Gene Ontology annotation, molecular function: heme binding; oxidoreductase activity, acting on paired donors, with incorporation or reduction of molecular oxygen, reduced flavin or flavoprotein as one donor, and incorporation of one atom of oxygen; iron ion binding. Lineage: Eukaryota; Fungi; Ascomycota; Pichiomycetes; Serinales; Debaryomycetaceae. The record is from RefSeq and is a predicted model, not a curated record. The transcript has a single exon. Bases 1 to 1581 code for a protein of 526 amino acids.